GGAGGGGGCCACCUUUUGUGCAAAUAUAUCAAGAGAAGUACCACCCGCCUCAGAUUACUAAGUGCGUGUGCGCGCGUACGAGAGCGAGAGUAAAAAAAAAAAGCUUUGCACUUCCAGAAAGAUUGGAAAGCUCCACACAGCCUCUUCGCUUGCUUCAUUGCUUGCUUGCUUGCUUUACCGACUGUUUCAGAACAGAACCGAGAGAAACAAAGUUGUGAGGAAAAAAAAAGAAAAGAAAAGCUGUCAUCAUGGACGUGAUAAGAAGAUUGGGACAUGCGUCUUUUGCGUGCACCUUGCUGCUCUGCGCAUUGCAACUGUGCUGCGCAUCUGUGAACGUAAACGUGGCUCCCAAAGUGGAAGUGUUGAAGGAUGAGAACGCCAAGCUGCCCUGCUCCUACACUAUGUCACCGUCAUCCAGCAACACCAUUGUGGAGUGGCAUAUCGAGGAUCAGGGAAUCAGGAAGCGCGUCGCUUACCGUACUCUGGGCGGCGAGGCUAAAAGCGAGAAGGGAACCCAACUGAGCGGCCGGGUGAGCAUCGAUGAGGACUUCACCUUGACCAUCACGUCGGUCCAACCCAAUGAUGAGCUCACCUUCCUCUGCUUGGUCAAUGGAGGAACUGCUGGUGCAGGAGAAGCCUCCACGAUGCUCAAAGUCUUCUUUGCUCCUGAGAAGCCAGACCUCACCCGGCCAUCCAGUCAGGCCAUUUCUGUGGGAGAGACGACCAGCUCAGAGAUCGGUACCUGUGUGACUAUGAAUGGACACCCCCAGCCAAGGAUCAUCUGGUUCAAAGAUGGCAAGCCCCUCGCCGAGGUCAAAGACAGGAAAGAAAAGACUUACAUGAUUCCUUCGGUGGUGAAGGAAGCAUCGGGUCUGUACACGAUCAAGAGCACCUUGUACAUGCAGCCCACCAAGGACGACAAGGACUCGGUGUUCCAAUGCAUGGUGGAGUACAGUUUGGUGGGAGGCCAGAUCAAAGAGAAGAAGUCCGACUCCAUCACCAUCAACCUCAACUAUCCCUCAGAGACGGCGACCUUUACACUCCUCAACACCGAUCCCGUCAAAGAGGGCGAUAACGUCACCAUGAAGUGCGAAACCGACGGCAACCCUCAACCGGAGUUUGACUUCAGCAAAGACGACAAAUCCAUGAACGGCGUUGGUGGUCUUCUGAUGUUGAAAUCUGCCAAACGCACCGACUCCGGCGUGUACACGUGCACGGCAACGGAUUUCGACAACCUCGAUGCCAACUUGAGAGGAGAGAUCGCACUCAACGUGCACUACAUUGAUCCCAUGACUGUGACUCCAGUGGAGCCUCAGGUUGUCAUGCUUGGAGACAACGUGGAGUGGCAGUGUAAGACCAAGGCCUCCGACAUGCACACCGUGCAAUGGAAAAAGGGAUCCGAGGUUCUUUCUCAGGAUGGAACCCUAUCGAUACAAGAUGUGGCAUACAGUCAAGACGGAGAAUACAUGUGUGUCGGAGCUGUGCCGUCAGUGCCAAGACUGACAGCCCAAACGACAGUCAUACUCACCGUCAAAGGAAAACCAAUGAUCGAGAUACCUGUAGCUGCUGAGGUGUCCAAGGAAGGAGACAUGGUGUCCCUGAGGUGCUCGGCUUACGGUUCCCCCGCCCCUCAGUUCACCUGGAAGCCCUCAGGAAAACAGUCGGUGACGGUGGAAGGCAACAAAGUGGUGAGCACCGUCAUCCUGCCGGCCACCGCCGAGGUCAUGAAGGACGGUGUGACCUGCGAGGUCACCAACGAACACGGAACAGAUAGCAGGACCUUCGUCGUAUCUCUCAAAAGAGCUAUUGACAACUCCGCCAACAGAGCUGAAGAGCAGCAGGGAGGUUCCAGCGGGGUGGUGAUAGCCGUGGUGGUGUGUGUGCUGCUGCUUCUGCUGCUGGUGGCGCUCAUCUACUUCCUGAACAAGAAGAGCAAGUUGCCUUGCAGCAAGAAGGACAAGAAGGAAGUGGCCGGUGGAGAAGUGAACAAUGAUAUUGUGGUGGAGAUGAAGACUGACAAGGCCAAUGAAGAAGCUGGGCUCCUCAACAAGAGGUCACCCUCAGAACAGUGAUGAUGAAACAAGACUCGACUGAGUGAUGAAGGGAAGGAGUCAUGAAGAAGAAACAACAUUGGCUUGAGAGGACGGACAUGGGGCAUGGGACGUAUGGAGCUGAGUUUGAUUUCGGGGAUUUUGGGUUUUUAUCACCCGGUGUAAACCUGUUGUCCAAAAAACGACGACACACAUGUGACACGACUGAAUGAAGCUCAUAUUUAACCAAUCACAUCUUCUUUUUUUUUCUUUUUUUUUGAGUCGUGCAGUCAUACACUUCCUUAAAAAACAGUACUUUCAAAUCUACCCUGAAUGCAACACUGUGGAGAAUGUAUGCUGUUACUAUUUUUUCUUGGGGUCUGCACUUAAAUCAUCUUUGUGUGUACCUUUGGGAUAAAUCAUUCCACCUUUUUCACAACUUUUCAUCACUUUGGGCUUCUAAUAAUCAUAAUUUCUGUUCUGCUUCAGCAAUGUUUGAUUAUGUCAUGUUUUCCUGCAUAUGCUACAUGGACAAAAGUACUGGGACAGCUAGCUAAAUACACAUAUUUGAUAAUGAAAAUGUACACAAAAUGUACCCCUAUCCACCAGGACUGACAGUAUUGGGAGUUAUAAGUCAAAUUUUUCCAAACUCAUAAAGCCAAGUAUUAUGGGAUUUCCGGAAACUAUCGGAAGCAUAGAAUUGAACAAAAGUACAUUAGAAUGAUGAAAGUUUACAUACUAUGAUGUCCCUUGAUACAUUAAUAAAUGAAUAAAGGGCUGUGUCCCAAUACUUUUGUCCCCACAGUGCAGGUUUUCCCAACCAUAAUCAGUUCAAAAACUGCCUGCACCUCAGCCUUGUGGUUAUUGGAUGGUUGUAUCGCCAUCAUCAUACAUUUAUCUACAUACAUUUUUGUAUUUUAAGUCCGCCCCUAAAUCUCCUUCAUGAUGUUCUGAUGUUUCGAUGUAUAUUUUUCUCACCCCCCCGCCCCACAAAAAAAAAGCUGCAGACAUCUUGCAUAUAAUCAUGUCAAACUUUAUUUAUAUAUAUAUAUAUAUAUAUAUAUAUAUAUAUAUAUAUUAUUUUUGGUAUGUCCACCAUAUGUCCUAUUUUGCUUUAUAUAAGUCCAAAAUUCUAAUGUAAGGAUACGUUCACUAUUAUUCGGUUUGGUUAAAAUAUACUACAGUUUUCUCUCCUAGUACGUUGUGUUUCCUCAAGUGUGAAAACGAUCAUUCGAAAGACCGCCUCUGGUCCAGUUCGGAUCGCUUGAGCUCAAACAUGAACGCUACAAGGACCAAAGUCACAGACGAGCGUGAGAAUGACGGGAAAAAAGCAUGCCGAAAUUACAACUAUGUACCGUAUUUUCCAGACUAUAAUAUGGGGGGAAAUAUUUAUUGUAUACGGAUACAGUAAAAAAAAAACCAUACCAAAAUACACACCACCAUCCCACUUUAAAAUAAAGUCAGCACAUAUUAAAUUAUAUGAAUAUUUUGAUGUAACUUUCACUUGACUACUACUUCCACAACCAACCAAACUAUGAAAAAAGUGUGACUUGUAGUUUGGAGAAUAAGAGAAAAUGCAAAAAAAAAUGUGAAAUAGAAACAAAAUCGGGGAAAAAUAUAAAAAUAACCGGAAUAUUUGAGUUACCUCAAAAAAAAUAUGUUACGAAAGAUCCCAAAAGAAAAAUAUACGCAAAAAAGUGCACACUAAGCAUCUUUUUCCACAUUAUUACACCGAACCACAAGUGUGAACUCAGUAAACUGUGAGCCAGCUCUAAUGGAAGCAUUUUUCCCCCCCGACCAGAAUAGAAUGAAACCAAUCAAAAGCCCCAAUUUCGCUCCAGCAAGCUAUCAAUGCAAAAGAGGUGAAAUUGAGGCUUUGAGGAGAGGAAAAUGAUGGACAUUUUCUGCUUAUUUUCGGACAAUUAAAGGGCCCGGCAGUUAUAUGAAGAAAUCAGAGGGAAGGGAACAUGUUUGUUUGUUUUUUGUUAAUAUCACUGCAGCAAGUUGGGAAAGGGUGUGGGUCUAAUUUUUUGGUACUGAUUCUUGCCAGUAGCGGCUUGACGUGGCCUUUUACCUUUUGUUGUUGUACACUGGAACGAAUGGCCUUGAGUUGAAAUAAAAAAUUAAAAAAAACAUGAAAAUAAAAAUAAAUGAAACAAAAAGGUCACAUCAAACCACUAUCCAGGGCUCGUUUUGUAUUUUAAUGUGUGUCUCUACUGAUCUUGUCUCCAAACCUAUUGACUGUUAGCCAACCUGUCCCAGCAGGCGUAAACAGGGAUUUUUUUUUUUUUGGUUUGAUUUAAUGUUUUAUAGCAGGGGUGGGAAACCUGUGGCCCACAAGCCCCCGCUAGUGCAUUUGAAAAAAAAAAAAAACAAUAAU
Doryrhamphus excisus (bluestripe pipefish) is the source of this 4410-nucleotide messenger RNA. RefSeq names its product basal cell adhesion molecule (Lutheran blood group) (gene bcam). Gene Ontology annotation, molecular function: laminin receptor activity. Lineage: Eukaryota; Metazoa; Chordata; Actinopteri; Syngnathiformes; Syngnathidae. Gene Ontology annotation, cellular component: plasma membrane. The record is from RefSeq and is a predicted model, not a curated record.